This is a messenger RNA of Oreochromis aureus, 4803 nucleotides long. RefSeq names its product alpha/beta hydrolase domain-containing protein 17A-like. Gene Ontology annotation, molecular function: palmitoyl-(protein) hydrolase activity. Bases 267 to 1340 code for a protein of 357 amino acids. The record is from RefSeq and is a predicted model, not a curated record. Gene Ontology annotation, biological process: protein depalmitoylation. Gene Ontology annotation, cellular component: endosome membrane; plasma membrane. NCBI's taxonomy places the organism in Eukaryota, Metazoa, Chordata, Actinopteri, Cichliformes, Cichlidae. The transcript is spliced from 6 exons.
CUAGUAGAAAAAAAAAAUCUGUUUGCCAUGAAUAUCAGCUAGCUAGCCACCGACAGCUGUUAGUACACUUGAGUAAAAUCAUCCAUGUCAAGGCAAAAGAGGGAAUAUCGAAGUCUUGUGCUGCUUCUGUGUACAAAUAGGGGCACACCUUCCUGCCUCCAAGCCUACUGUGAAUCGAUCCAGCUGGCUCAGUGACUAGACCAGAGGACGUUGGCACCAUUGUGUGCCAGUAGAUUUCAAGAUACUGGGAUUUUUGAAUCCAGAAGAUGAACGGUCUGUCCAUACGAGAGCUAUGCUGCCUCUUCUGCUGCCCCCCCUGCCCAAGCCGCAUUGCAGCCAAACUGGCUUUCCUCCCCCCAGAGCCCACCUAUGCUCUUCUCCCUGACCCAGAUCCAGUUUCUGGGGCUGGAGCGGCAUCUGGGUCCACCUCUGCGACUGGUCUCCCUUCUCUCGGAGCCCCUGGACUGCGCUCUCGGCUCAGCACUGCUAGCGGAGGUGACAGAGGAGGCGGUGGCGGUGGUGUUGGAGGUGGUGGUGGAGGAGGAGGUGGUGGCAGCAGCAGUGGCAGUGGCGGUGGCAGCAGUGUUGGGAGUGAGGGCAGGUGGAAGCUGCAUCUCACAGAGAGAGCAGAGUUCCAGUAUUCACAGAGAGAGCUGGACGUGACAGAUGUAUUCCUGACCAGAUCUAGCCGAGGAAACAGGGUUGGAUGCAUGUACAUUCGCUGUGCCCCCAAUGCCAGGUUCACUGUUCUGUUUUCCCACGGUAAUGCAGUAGACCUGGGCCAGAUGAGCAGUUUCUACAUCGGAUUAGGGACCCGCAUCAACUGCAACAUCUUCUCUUAUGAUUACUCAGGCUACGGCGUUAGCACUGGCAAGCCUUCUGAGAAGAACUUGUACGCUGACAUUGAUGCUGCCUGGCACGCCCUGCGCUCAAGGUACGGCAUCAGCCCUGAGAAUAUCAUCCUGUACGGGCAGAGCAUCGGCACGGUGCCUACAGUCGAUUUGGCAUCGCGGUUUGAGUGUGCUGCUGUGGUCCUCCACUCUCCUCUCACCUCCGGCAUGAGGGUUGCCUUCCCCGACACUAAGAAAACAUAUUGCUUUGAUGCUUUUCCAAACAUCGAGAAGGUGUCAAAGAUCCCAUCUCCAGUGCUUAUCAUUCACGGUACAGAGGACGAGGUGAUCGACUUCUCCCAUGGCCUGGCUCUGUUCGAGCGCUGUCCCAAGGCCGUGGAGCCGCUCUGGGUGGAGGGGGCGGGCCACAACGACAUUGAGCUUUACAGUCAGUACCUGGAGAGGCUACGACGCUUUAUUAACCAGGACCUGGCUGCACAGCAUGCCUGAGAAACACACAGCCUCUCUGUGUUUGUAUGAAUGAGACUGUGUGUGUGUGUGUGUGUGUGUGUGUGUGUGUGUGUGUGUUUGUGAAUACGUGUGUGGGGGGGGGGUGGGGGUGGAUAUAGGCAUGUUUGCAUAAAAAUAUAGGUGAAGGGAGGGGGGGGGUCUAAAGGGGAUGUGUGAUUUUUGGUCACAUCUGUGUGUCUUGAAGCAGCACACCUUCAGGUUAAACACAAACACAAACUAUGUUCUGUUUCCUGUUUUAAAGGUUAGAACAUUUUUAAUAAGGAUAGAUGACACUCUAUUCUUUGAAAAACACUAAAAACUACAGUAGAUAAAGAAACAACCUCACAGAUGCAGUUUUUAAUGAGGGAAGAGUUUGAUUUGCAGCUUUAAAAUGUCUUCACCCGGUUCACAGUGUGCGUUGUCCCAAGAAAAAGGCAUCCAGAUGUAAUGGUGAAGUGUCUGGUGGUGAAUGUGUGUGCUAACACUGUGAGUGUUGCUUGUAUAUUCUUACCUCCAUGGACCUGUGACACCUGAAUAAUGUGUUCACACGUUUGUGUGUGGGUGAGCGCUGAUAGAAAUGAAGGACAUCCUGAUGACUUGGACAUCUGAGAGUGGAGGAGGCUUAUGGAGAUUUAUCAGAUAUUGGUGUUUUUUUGUUUUGUUUUCUGUGUCUGUAUGUAUGAAGAAUACCUCCACAGCUUGACCAGUUCUCUCUCCAGUGGACAAACACUGGUCAAGCACGUGCACCCUUCCUCCUCCACUCCUUGUUUACUGUUAAUGAACAUCCAUCUGACUGCCAGGGCAUUUACCAAGUUGUUGUCCAGCAAACACUACCCUGCUCCUUUUUUGUGGUUUUGGGGGUCCAUCUCCUGUCCUUUGGUUCAGUUAUGGUGGAAAUGCAAGGGACAAGCCUGGAGUACUGUCACAGUGUUAUGGCUGUUAGGUGUCUCAUACAUUUCUUUUUUUAUUUUGUCUCCAAAAAGAUCAAAGAAUGGCCAGCCUCCCUGUUAUUUCCCGGCUGUUACGUUUGACUGUCUGCAGAAUUGCAGCUACAUGCCACAGGGAAUUAUUUUAAUUUCUUUUUUUUUCCAUGUAUAGUUUGACAAUUUUCUUACCAGGAAUUAAUAAGUGGUUGAAAUGGAAACAAGCCUGUCAGAAGGCACAUUAACAGUACUGCUAUAGAAAAGCAGGUCUACUCAGUAUUUCUCACAUCGCAUUGAUUUGAUUGGCUCUUAACAGAAAUCUGUUGCCCAUCAGGUACUAAUGACGUUAAGAAGUUGGAGUGCAUGGGUUUGGCAAGAUUUAAGGAAAGGUUUGGCAAUUUGGGACAAACAUACAAUUGUUCCAGAAGGUGACUGCACCCAGAAAAGAAGUUGUCCAGCCUGUAACACCCCAUAAAACAACUGCAUGUCACAUACAAAGGGUUAUAUAGUAAGGUUUAUAGUGGCUGCUGAGUGGAUUUUGUCACCUUUGCUUAGAGCCAGGCUGGCUUCCCCUCUGCUUUUCCAGUCUUACUUGUAAGCUGGAAAUUGCUGGUUGUCGCUUCACAUAUAUAUACACAGGUGUGUCAUUCAUCUCAUGUGACUUCCAGCAACAACAACGACAAAAAAAGAAGCAAAUAUGCACAUUUAGCAGAUGUCAGAUUGUACAUUUUAAGCCUGGAGUGCAGCUGUUGAGAAGGUUGUGAAUAAUUGUAGUUUCUUCUGGUGAAUUGUGGAGAUUGAUGCUCUGGUUGGAUUCAGAGGCUCUAAAGGAAUAAGGAGACAAAAUAGCUGCUCAUUUCCCCCUAACCCAUAAGAUGUUAUGUUCAUUUUAUUCUGAAUUACCGUGCUUCAUUAGAAGUGUACUGAGAAUUUGUAGUCUUACAGCACAAGUUGAUUUCGAUGUCUUGUUACCGUAGCACUCAUCACCAGGGUUAGUCAGCCUCCGCACAUUUUUUUUUGUAGCGUGUUUUUGUUGUUGUUUUAUUUCUCGUCAUGAUUGUAAUGUGUUUGGUUUAGAAUGGGCCAUGGGUUGUUUCAGAACCACGCGUGUUAAUGGUAAAGGCUAGGAGUGCGAUUCGGAUCAGGUUGCUGUGAAGGGAGAUCAUGUCUACUAGCUCUGGUUUAACCUCCGUGGCCCUAAAUGUACAGGAGCUCUUUUAUGGGUGGCAGCACACUUCAUGUGUGACACAAGCCAUAUUUGAGCCUCUCACUGUUGGUGUGGUGCAGGUUCCACCACACACACAGACACACACACACAUACACACACCUUUGCACAUCAUCACACACAUACACACACCCACACACACACACAUACUGUCUCAUACAGUAUAUUUACACAUUUAUAUAUAUCAGAUCAAGCAUGACGAAAGCAGGUCUUAAGUUCAGCACUAUUGUACAAAGUAUCCAAAGUGUAAUAAGGGUAUAAAAUGUAAGUUUCUGUGUCUUCUUCAUUACUAUAGAGUGUGUUCUAAAGGCCAGCAUCAAAGAUACAAGAGUCCUGUUUGGACUAACAGGCCCUGAAAAAAAGCAUGAGAAGGUGCCUACUGCACAGCAGACCCGCCGGUGUCAGUGAUAGUAGCUGCGUUUUGUCAGAGGGAACAUUUACUGAACUAGCACUGAUCUGAUUACUUCAUUUUGGGAGUACCAGUGGGGCUUGGUAAGCAGCGGAGCAGAAUUACUGAACACCACUCAACUUCCUGUUAUCAUUUUUAAACUGGGGAAUAUUCCCGGUUUCAUCUUGUGUGUGUUUUUUCUGUCUGAUUUUUGAAUAACGGAAAACUGCUACCUUCUCGAACCAGGGAUCUGAGCUGUCGGAAGAAUUUGAGAGAGUUAUUUAUUUCCUCUCUCUCUAGAAGGUAAACAGUGUCUUUGAGUUUUUCGUUGACAGGUCGGGUUAUCAGGGAAUCCUCUGUAUCCACAUCUCACUCAUGGGGUCAAAGAAACUGUGUGGAAACCUACCGUUUUAUUGAUGCACCACUAUAGUUGAUGUACAUUGUAUCCUCUGGCCUUGAAUGUUUAUUGAUGUGGUGGGGGUUCGCGGGUGGGGUGGGGGGGGGUAACAGUGGGGAAAAAAAUGAAACUGUAUGCAUGUCGUGUUUUGCGGAGCAAAUGAGGGGGUGGUUCAUUAUCUAUCGUGUAGUCUGCGGGAGGGUAAAGCUGAACUCACGGCAUUGAAACAUUGAAGCGCUUUUUAAAAAUGAAAAAAAAAAAUGGGACAUUUGAAUUUUUUUAUCGCUGAUACUAACUGAUGUGUUGUUGAGUUUUGUGCUAGAGUGGGGCAGUGGCGGGUGGGUGGGGCUAGAUAAUAUUAGUGGACUGUUUAUAUGGUUACUGUACUUACCUAUUCUAUUCUUUGUAUUAUGAUUUGUAAUUUUAUGUUGCUUUUUUUGAACUGAGAAUAUGAUGUAAUGAAAUUAAUUCAUGGGACUGAAUCUUGACCUUUUUAUGGACAACAAAAUAAAAUCACUUAUUUACAAAAA